UCUUGUAUCAAUGCGAAAAUCCGUAUUUCCAGGUGUUUGCGCGCUGCAAUUGCAAAACGUACACGAGCGUGUCGUUAGAUCGGCUUUCUCUUGCGGUCGAUCCCGUUUCCGCCUGAACGCCACCACGCUAUCGUUAGUCUAGGUAUCAUAAUUGAGUAAUUAGAUAAGCAAGUGCGUAACAGCGUUGUGCGUCAACGAUUAGAAAAUUUGUUGCGCGUCUUUAUAGCUGAGCUCAGCUCGUUUCCUCGUUGCGAUUAUCGAGAGUCGUACACUCGUCGUUGCUUAACUUUGCAGCCGAUAUUUGCGAAUCUCCAAAGGAUCGCGCGCACAUCUCCGCGUAAUAUCAUCGCAAAGAAAUGAAAAAUCGAUGUCACAGUCUAACAGUUGAUUAUUAAACGGAAGGUCUUCUUCCACAGACGAGAAUGAUAUAUCUUGUUGCGAAUAUAAUUGAUUACAUCGUAAGAUAUGUACUCUUCAAAGAUAAAAUGUCCAGUACGCGAAUUUAUCGAAGAAUAGCGUGGCGACAGGGGAUGAACAAAUCGACACCACGAAAGGAGAUUGGCGAUAAGGGAAAGCAUUCAAAGGUCUUGAUAAAAAUGCCGACCAGAUCGGCUGGUUCAAACGGGAGCUGCAUGCACAUGUGCGCACGUGCGAAGCAAGAAAAAGUCUCUAUCGCCGCGAGACGUGCACUACUUUCGAAGGAGUGACGCGAAAUCGCGCGAUUCGCCUCGACGAUAUUGCAGCUUGCCCGUCUCGACUCGCGUUGUUCAAGAAUUGCGAAUCUUUCCGUUCAAGUACUCUCCGAGAACACGAAGAUCUCUAACAGAAGAAACACGAGUCUUGCAAUCUGGAAGUAAUCUUGGGAAAAAAAGGAAUAGAUCACGGUAGCGCCGUUCCGGUACAGAAGGGAUCGAACGAAGACGUGGAUACGGUGUGAAGCGGGCGCGUGAGUGACGUGAUCAUCCACCAGUCGCCACAGUCGUGUGCGAGGCGCGAGGAUGACCGGCAAUUGGUCGAUUUUGAACCGGCGCGCUUUUCAAUUGGCCGAAGGUCUGCUGAAUAACCGGCCCUGUUGCAGCAGACGUUUCGCCAGCGUGAGGACACGCAUUCCGGAAAUCUGCGAGCCGGCGCGAAGAGGCGUUCAUUUGUCAACCACCUGUUGCGUGCCGAAGCAAAACAUGGCAUCGAUACUUUUCUCCAAUAUCUGGGAAACUGAUCCUGAGCUCUUCGAAUUGAUGAAGAAGGAGAAGAAACGGCAGCAAUGUGGGUUAGAAUUGAUUGCCAGUGAAAACUUCACAUCUCUCAGUGUGUUGCAGUGCUUGAGUUCGUGCUUGCACAAUAAGUACAGUGAGGGAAUGCCUGGUCAAAGAUAUUAUGGUGGAAACGAAUACAUCGAUGAGAUCGAGUUACUGGCGCAGAAACGUUCCUUGGAAGCCUUUAAUUUAAACCCUGAAGAAUGGGGCUGUAAUGUGCAGCCUUAUUCGGGAAGCCCGGCUAAUUUGGCGGUGUACACAGGUCUGUUGGAGCCUCAUGGACGUAUAAUGGGCCUGGACUUGCCCGAUGGGGGCCAUCUUACUCAUGGUUUCUUCACGUCGUCCAAAAAGAUCUCCGCCACGUCUAUCUUCUUCGAAUCCAUGCCGUAUAAAGUUGAUGCCAAGACUGGCAUAAUCGACUACGACAAGUGCGCGGAGAUGGCGAAAUUAUUCAAGCCGAAAGUCAUCAUCGCCGGAGUUUCCUGCUACAGCAGGUGUCUGGACUAUAAGCGUUUCCGUCAAAUCGCCGAUGAGAAUAACGCCUAUCUCUUCAGUGACAUGGCGCAUAUUUCGGGACUGGUCGCCGCCGGAUUAAUACCCAGUCCUUUCGAGUACAGCGACGUUGUUUCGACGACCACGCAUAAAACUUUGCGAGGUCCACGCGCGGGCGUUAUCUUCUAUCGAAAAGGUGUUCGAAGUAUCGCGAAGGAUGGGAAGAAAAUUAUGUACGAUAUCGAGAAUAAGAUCAAUCAAGCGGUUUUCCCAGGCCUCCAAGGUGGACCUCACAAUCAUGCGAUCGCCGGUAUAGCUACCAUUAUGAAGCAAGUCAAGUCGCCAGAAUUCGUCACUUAUCAGAAGCAAGUAGUGGUUAACGCACAAAGACUGUGCCAGAGUCUGCAGAAGUACGGUUAUCAGAUCAGUACGGGUGGUACGGACGUUCACAUGUUGUUGGUGGAUCUGCGAUCCAAAGGUAUCACUGGUUCAAAAGCGGAAAGAAUCCUGGAAUCAGUGUCCAUCGCUUGUAACAAGAACACCGUUCCCGGUGACAAAAGUGCAUUGAAUCCUAGCGGCAUCAGGCUGGGUACGCCGGCGCUCACUACUCGUGGUCUGACUGUAGAUGAUAUCGACAAGGUUGCGGAAUUCAUACACAAAGGAUUACUACUUUCUAAGGAAGUGAGUGAUAUCUCCGGGCCGAAGCUGGAUGAUUACAAAAGAGUAUUAAGCACCGAUGAGGGUAUUAAAAUAAAGGUCGCGCGGCUAAAAAAGGAGGUAGAGUCAUUUUCGUCUACAUUUCUAAUGCCCGGUUUGGACACAUAUUAAUAUCGCAAUAAUAGUAGAUUCGUUGAGUUUCGGAACAUUUGAUUUAAGCCAUUUUUUUACAAUUUGCGGUUUUGCAAAAUUAUCUACAGGAUUAUACAAAUUAUAAAUAUUGUACAUAGACUUCUAUAUAAUAUGUUAAUUGACUGCUCAGACUGCGUGAACCAAAUAUAUAGAAGUCUAUAAUUUUAUAAUUAAUGGUAUAUGUAACGUAAUUGUUUUUUACGAAGUGUUCAUUGAGGUAGGACGCGGAGGCGUGAUGCCGGGCAUAUCUAUAGUCAGGAAAGAUUUAUUUAUCAUUUCCAUGGCCUUCUGAUGGCCAUGGACUUCUUUCUUCGCGACGGAUUUCAAGCGAGACGAUUCCAUCUCAUCUUCUUGCUAGUGACUGGCACGAAGUUUCUCCAGUCUUGCGAAUCGUGAGUCGCAGUCUCUCAUUGUUAUGUACGUCCUGUCCCAAAAUUCGUACAGAUACGCGCAGUUGACCAGCAAAAGUCGCUGUCAUCCUCAAUAAUUAUUCGUCAUUUAUUUAUUUCUUUUUAAUCUUUAUAUAUCUUAACAUCUGAUAAUUCACGAAAAAGUGCAGAAAAUAGACAGUGCCGACUACUGCAAUGCAGUAACAGGUCGCGAAAUUGUUUGAAAUUUUCGUUUAGCAGCAAGGUCGUCUGCUCGACCGCCUGACCAAUGAGGCACCGGGCCUCCUCCAUGAUGUCGUCCUGCGACUAAACUCCUGUCCAUUCCUCGUAAAGUUUCUGAAGCCUUCCAGUUUCUGUAUGCAGUAGAUACUUGAAACGCUGUACAGUAUACUCCCUUUCUUCCCUCGAGACAUGAAGUGUUCGAAAGUUUAUAAGCUUUCAAGAUCAAAAGAGGCUGGUGAUGAAGUCUUUUUUGACCUUGAAAGCUAGAUAAGUUUAUUUGCAAAAAUUGCUGAAUCUCUGAACUACUCAUUUCUUCUUCGACUCUGAUAUUAUCUUCAGUGCUAUUAGAUAUGAUUAUCUUCAUGUAUUUUUCUUCCAUGCUAUAUUCUUCCAUUGUACAUGAAAAAACCGACGAUCGCUUCACACUAAGAUUUAAUGAUUUUUCGAAUGAAGAAAACGAAGUUUCGGAUGAUUUGAAUUUGUAAUUAAGUAGAGCGAACGAUUUAUCAUUUUCAACCUCAAACUCGAUAUCUUUUAACUUUUGAAAACUUUCAGUCUUCGGAAUCGUAGAUGAUGAUUUUAUAACGUUUGCGGCUUUUUUAGCCAGAUGCUUUUGCGUGGCCUUCGUGAUUCCUAACUUAAGAUUUUGCAUGUUCUUAUAUCAUUGGUUUCUUCUUGUUCGCGGCUGACGUGUAAGUGGAUGCUAUUGGAGGAUAAAUACGGUGAUGAACAAUUCCGACCUUAAACGGCGAUCUUUUGUUCAAUUUCUCCUGAUUCCUUUCCUUCUCUCGCUCUGCUCCCGACUUUGAUAUGUAAGAGUCGAAGAGAGUCGGUAUAUCGAAAGCCGGAGUUUGCUGGGUCGGGACUCGAACCCGGGUCUUUCGCUUGCCGGGCGACUGCCCUAAAUCACUGAGCUACCCAGGCUCCCACUCCAACACACUCUCUCUCGUCUUGUUAUUAUCAAGAUACCGCGUGUUAUCUCAGUUUGGUUUACAUCCUACAGAUAAUUUCUUCUGAUUUUCUAAAAUAUUGAGUAGGGGAAAACAUUUAGAGAGAAAGAGAGAGGGAAAGAGGUAGAUAGAUAGAAAAAGAGUAGUCGGCACUCUUCAUUUUCUGCACUUUUUCGUGGAUUAUCAGGUAUUAAGAUAUACAGAGAUUAAAAGAAAUAAAUAAAUGGCGAAUAAUUAUUAAUAAAUAAUUAAUAAAUCUCCAUAUAUACCUGAACAUUUGAUGAAAUCCGAACAAGAGUGUGGGCUACUGAGCAUUGUUCCUUAUAUCAUCUUUUGUAGGAUCGAAAAAUCUUUCUUAUAUGUGUAUUAUAUCAAUUAAUUUUUAUCUAUUCAAGAAAUGUAAUUGUAUCCUUAGCGAAAUCUUAAGUUCUGACUUCAAAAAGAUUGUUCGAAAAAAAAUAUUCUAAUAAUAAAAAAAGACAGUUUAGUUGCAAGAUGCUAUGCAAUUCCAUAUUCUAAAAGAAAACUUUUGUUGAAAAAAUAUUUCUUCUCGUUAGAAGAGGAAUGAUAUUGUGCUUGGAAUAUUUUUCUCAAAAGAAUAUUCCAAUAAUACUCUUAAAACCAUACAUAGAUUCUACUAAGGAUGAGAUUAUAUUUCUUUUUGGGUGUUAAAAAUGCUGAAGAAUUCUAAAAAUGUCGGUAACUAAAGACGAUCUCAUUAAUCACGCUAUUUUUUUUGUACAAAAAAAAAUCAGACCAUCUUUUCGAAUGUACAUAUAUAUUUUACAUAAAUACAACGUAUGAUACUUUGUUUUACUAUAUUUAGCGGAAAAUCUGACCACGCAUGUACAGUAAUUUUCCCAUAUAACACAAUGUCUAAAAUCGGGACAUAAGACCUCUUAAAACAUCUUAGCAUCUUAGGGAUGUCUUACAUUUCGAUGUCUGAGAGACAUAUUAUGUCCUGAAUUUUAAACUUUGUGUUGUGUGGAUUUCUGCUAAUUUUUCCGAUAUUUUUAAGUUUCUAGAUUCAAAUGUAAAUAUACAGCAGAGUUUUUUGAAAUUUUGUGCUUGAUCGUAUAACUGUCUUUUUCGAACUUUUUUCGACAUAUUCGAAACAAAUCGGACAUAUCCAAUAAAAAACUUAUCUACUGAGAAUUACUAAGAAACAAAUUUUCUCGUUGGAUAUUGUUUGCAUUUCGAAAUAUAUCAAUGUGUUCGUCAUUUCUUGCAAGAAAGUAUAAGAAUAACUAAAAAUGAAAUUAUUCGAUGGGCUGUUAAGAAAUCCGUUCUUUCCACAUCGAAAUCGAUUACAUCUAUUUGUCGCGAAUAGUCUCGUUAUCAUAGAACACGCAUAAAAUGUCAACAUCUAAACAUGAGAAAAACGUGUAUCGUCUCGAGGUAAAUAGAAUCUGCACGACUUUCGAAUGUUAUCGAAAUCAUCUACCAAUAAGGUCUUAAUGCGUCUUCUGGGCAAAGUUGGAAGCGUUCCCUCUAUAAAAAAGGCAUGGACAUGUCCAUUAUUGUCUCUUUUCCGCAAUGCCCAUUGGCUAUCUCGAAAUCUCGAUCUCGAUAUGCGCUCGGAAAAAAAGUAAAAGUAAAUAAAAGUAUUUACAAUUGUAUGAAAUUAAACAGAAACAGUGCAAACUACA
Molecule: messenger RNA, 5804 nt
Organism: Odontomachus brunneus
Lineage: Eukaryota; Metazoa; Arthropoda; Insecta; Hymenoptera; Formicidae
Gene: Shmt
Product: serine hydroxymethyltransferase, cytosolic
Exons: 7
Coding region: 999-2573 (524 amino acids)
Biological process (GO): L-serine catabolic process; protein homotetramerization; tetrahydrofolate interconversion
Cellular component (GO): cytoplasm; nucleus; cytosol
Molecular function (GO): pyridoxal phosphate binding; glycine hydroxymethyltransferase activity; serine binding
Source: RefSeq, a predicted model, not a curated record